ACAGCACAGACUCGCAGACCGACAAAGCACAGCAAUCCCCCCUUCUGCAUCUCAGUGGCUGUGCGACCCCAGUGAAACACACACACACAACCUGCAGCCAGCCCGGUCACCACAGUGACACACAAACUGCACCCCAAGUCACACACUGUACAACAUAGGCGGCUCCAGCACCAAGAUGUCCAACCGAGCUGUGUGCCGGGAGGCAAGUCAUGCCGGGAGCUGGUACACCGCCUCAGGACCCCAGCUGAGUGCGCAGUUGGAUGGGUGGCUGUCCCAGGCGCAAACAUCUAAAAGACCUGCAAGAGCCAUCAUUGCACCUCACGCCGGAUACACCUACUGUGGGUCCUGUGCUGCUCAUGCCUAUAAACAAGUAGACCCUUCCAUUACGAGAAGAGUCUUUAUUCUUGGUCCAUCCCAUCAUGUAGCCCUCUCUAGAUGUGCACUGUCCACUGUAGAAAUAUAUAGGACACCUCUGUAUGAUCUCCAUAUUGAUCAAAAAGUGUACGGAGAAUUGUGGAAGACGGGGAUGUUUGAGAGAAUGUCUCUGCAGACAGAUGAAGAUGAGCACAGCAUUGAAAUGCAUUUACCAUACACUGCUAAAGCAAUGGAAAGCCAUAAGGAUGAGUUUACCAUAGUUCCUGUGUUGGUUGGAGCCCUUAGUGAAUCAAAGGAACAGGAAUUUGGAAAACUUUUUAGUAAAUACCUAGCAGAUCCCAGUAACCUUUUUGUAAUUUCAUCAGAUUUCUGUCACUGGGGGCAAAGAUUUCGUUACACAUAUUAUGACGAAUCUCAAGGAGAAAUUUAUAGGUCAAUCGAACAUUUAGAUAAAAUGGGUAUGGGCAUUAUAGAGCAACUAGAUCCUGUGCCAUUUAGUAAUUACUUGAAGAAAUACCACAACACUAUAUGCGGAAGACAUCCCAUUGGGGUUUUAUUAAACGCUGCAUCAGAACUCCAGAAAAGUGGAGUUAAUAUGAGCUUUUCAUUUUUGAAUUAUGCCCAGUCUAGCCAGUGCAGAAGUUGGCAAGACAGCUCAGUGAGUUACGCUGCUGGAGCACUCAUAGUGCAUUGAACCACUGAAGUCUCAGGGAUGCCACCUGAAAACACAAUGCUGACACAAACCUUUCCUUUUCUGUCCAUGGGGCCAUUGUCAAGCAGUGGCUUCGUACUGCCCUGCCUUGUGGGUUUAGUGGAGCCUCAAUCUUGUUUAAAUCUUCCCUGUUCCUUUUUUAGUAGGUGUAGUCCUAUCUUGAUUUUUGACUCCAUUGAAAAAUAAAAUGUCUUUCUUGGUUAAGGUAACAGAACCUAAGUUGUGUCGAAGUGUUUGUGAAAGUUGGUGGUGGCAAAUCAUUGAAAAAUGCUAGUUACAUGGGUUAAGUUAGCCUUUACCAUAACCCAAAUUUGCACUCUUUGCAGAUAUGUGCACAUAUAUUCAGCUUUCAGAAUAGUUUUGCAAGUUGUAAAACAGAAAAAGUAUAAAAAAGAGGAGUGGAAGCUUUUUAAUAAUAAAAAAGCAUUUAUAAAUUAUCCUUUAUCCUGUAUUAGAAUAUAAUACAAUUCAUGUAUAGUUGGUUAUUACCAGUGUUGUACAACAAAUACCUUCUAUUUUAGUUGCUAAUAAAGGGCUACACAACCAAA
Spea bombifrons (plains spadefoot toad) is the source of this 1635-nucleotide messenger RNA. RefSeq names its product mediator of cell motility 1 (gene MEMO1). The record is from RefSeq and is a predicted model, not a curated record. The transcript has 9 exons. Bases 176 to 1069 code for a protein of 297 amino acids. NCBI's taxonomy places the organism in Eukaryota, Metazoa, Chordata, Amphibia, Anura, Pelobatidae.